ACAACAAAUUAAAUUUCUUCUCAUAAUGAAGGUUAAUCUAAGAAAACAACACAAACCAAAAAUGGUCUUGAGUUCUUCAAUUUGUUGUCUCCUCCUAUACAUUUUUAUAGUUGUUUCUUUUAUUUCUCCUAUUAACUCUUUAGAAACACCAAACCACCAAUCACUUAAUCAAACUUUUCGAUCAGAGCAAGAACUUCAAAAUUUGAAAAAAACAAUAGCUACACGUCUUCGACAAAUCAACAAGCCAGCGGUUAAGACAAUUCAGAUUCCUAAUGGUGAUAUCAUAGAUUGUGUUUUAAUUCAUAGACAAUUAGCUUUUGAUCAUCCUUUAUUAAAAGGACAAAAACCAAUGGGUCUUCCAAAAAGUCUAAGAGAGGACAAUCAAAUUGGAAAUAUGGGUGAUUUUCAAUUGGGGAGCUUUUAUGAUGAAUCAUGUCCUAACGGAACAAUUCCGAUUCGAAGAGUAACAGAACAAGACAUGUUAAGAGCUUACUCUAUUAAUAGCUUUGGAACGAAAGUCGUCAAUCAAAUUCCUCAUGAUCAUGCAAUUAUAACAAUGUCCGACGGUGAGUAUUUUGGAGCACAAGCUGCCUUCAACGUAUGGAGACCCUAUGUGGAAAGUCAAAGUGAAUUCAGCUUGUCUCAAAUGUGGCUCGCGUCUGGUACAUAUGGAAAUGAUCUAAACACCAUUGAAGCUGGUUGGCAUGUCUAUCCAUAUCUCUACGGUGAUGAUCGCACGAGAUUUUUUAUUUAUUGGACGGCUGACGCAUAUAAAAGUACCGGCUGCUACAAUUUGGCGUGUCCAGGCUUUGUUCACACUAACAAAAAUUUUCCAAUUGGUGCUGAGCUUCCAAAGCUUUCUUCAUAUCAAGGAACACAAUAUUCUAUUACCAUAAAGAUAAUGAAGGAUAAAAACAAUGGAAAUUGGUUGCUUUUAUAUGGAGAUGGACAUAUAAUUGGGUACUGGCCAGCUACCUUGUUCACACACUUGAAGUAUGUUGCAGAUGAAGUUCAUUUUGGUGGAGAAAUAGUGAAUCAAAAACCAGGAGGGUCUCAUACUUCCACGACAAUGGGGAGUGGUCACUUUCCUGAAGAGGGUUUUGGAAAAGCUGCAUAUAUUAGAAAUAUGCAAGUUAUAGAUUCUGAUAACAACUUGAUUGCGUUGGAUAAUCCCAGCUAUGUAGCAACAAAUCCAAAUUGUUAUAAUAUACAAGGAAAGACAAGUCCAAAGUGGGGGGAUCACAUUUACUUUGGUGGACCUGGCAGGACUCACAAAUGUUCCUAAAUAAAUAUUGAAUAAGCACGAUGGAAUAAGAACUAUAUAGGUCAAAUAAAAUGUAAUAAGAGUGGAAAAUAAAAUACACUACCUUUAUUGGUGCAUAUCUAAGAUCUAUUAUUUAUCUAUUCUCUAUUAUAAUAUAUUAAAUUUAAAACGAUAAA
Molecule: messenger RNA, 1440 nt
Organism: Lathyrus oleraceus (garden pea)
Lineage: Eukaryota; Viridiplantae; Streptophyta; Magnoliopsida; Fabales; Fabaceae
Exons: 7
Coding region: 26-1285 (419 amino acids)
Source: RefSeq, a predicted model, not a curated record